GUUAGGCGUCCAUCGUCUCUGAGGACCCCCCCCCCUUUCCCUUCCUCUUCUUCGCAAUGCCUCCAAGCGUAGCAUCUGCCAUUGCGAGGCCAUACAUUGCCAUGGCAAGCAGGCAAUCGUCAGGCUCAUUCUGCCUCUGCAAGUACCUGUCGCGGCGUGGAUCCUGUGUAUUCGCUGCCUCUCUUCGUGUUCUAUCUAUCGACCCCCAAAUCGCUGCAAACUGAUCUGGUUCCAUCGCGCUAUGUGCAAACCUCUUCGUUGUUUGCGUGUUGAUAUAUGAGGUGCACGCUUUGGGAAACUGGAAUGAGCUCUGGUGCAGCUGUGGACGGGAUUUGUAGCGUUUCGUUUGCGAUUUGUAGGGAUUCUGGCCCGCGGUGGGCUUUUGAGCGGCGUCAGUGCGAGUGUCGUGCAGAAAUUGGAAGAUGUGGACUUGCCAGGGGAUUGUUUUGAGGUUUUUGUCGAUCCGCUGCAGUGGCGCGGCGCCUGUAGGAUGUUGGUGGUAGCGUAUUAAGAUAGUGAUUGCAGAUCGGCUUUGUGGCACUUAACUGAUUGCAGAUUGAAAGGAUUGUCGUUCGUCUGAAAAACCCAAGCUAUACCUCAUGGAAUUGUCAUUAGUAUCAAAGGCCAAAUCAGGUAUGCAAUCGUUCAUUGCACAUUGGACGAAAUUUUUGAUUGCACGCGGUUUGCGUUCCUUUAUAGUGGCGCAUUAUUAGCUUAGGUUAGUGCUACAUUCGGAACCGGUGUGCACCUGUCAGCUGUUAAAUGUUUGGAUUCUUACGUGAACACGAAGGAUAGCCUUAUCAAUCUCGGUUGCCUUGAAUCAUUGGUAGUUAAAAACUUGUCCUUUCGAUAAUAUGUUCAGUAUUCGAGAUGACUCGGGGCUGAUUGGUAGCGUAUUCAGCCGCUCGGGGAACUUGUAGUUUACUCCAGAUGACUAACAAGAUCGUGUAGUUCGUUUACUCUGGAAACUGAUUGGAUCUUGUCAGAAUCGAGAUUUAGAAUUCUCUUUUAUCUUUGCCCUUAUCGGUUUGGUACAGAUAGUGUGCAUGGUGCAAUUUAAACCAGCUUUGCAGAAUGUAGCUGCAAAAGCAGAACGAGUUCUCACCGAAAUCAAGGCUGAUAUUAAAGCAGAUUUUGGUGGGCCUCCUACUCCGGAUGCCGUUACCCGGUCCAAUGGGAAAUACAUUCACGAGACUGAGUUCAGAACAGAGUACACUUGGAGUGCCAAGAAUGAUAAUGAGAAACGGCACGAAGCUGAGUUCAAGAGACGAAUUCUGGGCCUGUCUAAGAAACCGGAAGAAUUUCUGGAGGGGUCUGAUGGCGAGCAUGAAUCUGUCGAUAUGCACAGUGCGAUGAUGUCUGUUAGAGAUACCUUGGAGGUUGACGAAGCGUUGAAAGAUUUAUGGUUCGAAUACGUACCGAAGAAAAUGAAGGAACAUGAGUUUUGGCGCCGGUAUUUUAUUGCCGUGAAACGUUUACGGCAGGAGGUUAUUGACUCGGAUUGUGAAACUUCUAUUGGCAGAAGUUGGGCGAGCAGUGAACGCAGAUUGACUAUUGGUGGUAUCCUUAAUGAGAGCCUAAGGAAGGAUCCAAUCGAGGAGGAAGCCUACAAAGAAGCACUUUCUGUCGUCUCUGUUCCUCCGUCCAUGAUUGUACGACGCCUUGCAGCUGCCAUCGAAAUCGGUAGAUCGGUAAAGAGCAUGCAAGAGUUUGCGUCUCAGGGUGGUCGUCUUCUAGAUGUUUUAUCCAGUACUGGUGAUUGGUCUGGCAUAGUCUCGAGCUUUGCUGCUAUGAAACGGUUGAGUGGUGGUCGUGGCAAAGACAACAGAUUAAAGUUCUCAAAGACUUACAGUGUUGGAGAUUAUCAGAACUUGCUGAAGUCACUUUUUGAUGCAGGUUCUCAGCAUGAAGAUCAGGAAGUCAAGAAAUCGUCAGUUGUAGUCAAUUCAAAGCUUCCAGAAGAGAUCCAUGGAGCUCCUCCAGAUAGUUUUGUGGCACAGCUUGCUGAUUGCAUGGCUGGAAUAAAAACUGUUCAAGGCAUGGGUGAAUUCUGGGUCCAAGUGAUAGAUGAGCUUCGGCGCCGAUGGAAGGAAGGGCUACCAAUAUCGCGCAUGCCCAUUGACGAAAUUCCUGAUCUGCGCUACUGUCUGCUUCACCAACAAUUACAGUUGAUUAAUUGUUGUAUUGCGAGGCGCAAGAAGCGCGUUGCAGAUCUAGAGUCUCUUGAGAUCUUAAGUUCAUAUGUAGCUCACGAAGAGAGUUCUUCUUCACAGAACGCCGACAACCAUGUAGCACUUCUUGAAAGGCCUAACAAGAAUACUCCGGUGCUACUCUAUGCUAAGCUAAAAACUGGUGAAAAGGUUCUCAGAAUUGGAGCGGACCGUCCGGCAGCUGACCUUCUAAUGUUGGAGACCGGGGAGCCAGUGUACUCGCCUAUUACUCAAGAUAACCCUAUAAUGACUGAGGAUGCUAUAAGAGAAACCGAGGAACUUAUUCUUCGCACUAGAAGUGUUGGAGCUGGCUGUUCACAGCUUCUAUCUGAUAUGCAAGCCUUUAAGGCUGCCAAUCCCGGAUGCAUAUUGGAGGACUUUGUGCGGUGGUACUCUCCUUUGGAUUGGAGGGAGGAACCGGGAUCUGGUCUCAUGUUUCAAGGAAGUUCGGAGAAUGCCGGGGAGAAUGGGGCUGUUCGAGGGUAUCUUAGCGCACGCAUGCAAUGUCAAGGAAACUUGUGGCAAGAGCUAUGGGCGUCUUCACGACCAGUACCGGCACUCAAGCAAUCCCCACUAUUUGAUGAGGAGCUUGCUGGUGAAAGCACUCUCGAUGUACUUGAAGCUGUAGCUCCAUCAGAUCUUUUCGAGCAACUCUUUCUAACUGCGCUUGGUACAGGCUUUGCGAUUGCUGAGGCCGCUUCUGUGACCAAAACAGAAGCGCUUACAAGAUGUUUAAAGGAGUGCACUGAGCAUGUGGUGGCUACGUGUGGACGGGGAAUGAGCUCUUCCAAACUUGAACGUCUAUGCGGGAUCUAUGAAGCUAUGGAGUCCGCUGUUCACUCACCACCAAGCGAUGACGACGUGGAGGCAGAGGCAGUGACUUCUGGGCUAACGGAUGCUGCAGCUGUUGAUCGUGAUGAUAAUUACGAUUUACCAGACCCUAUCCCCUUGGAAGCUGAGAAAGUCACACUGCGGAGGUCAAUAGACCAUCAACAGACCCAACAUCAUGUCAAAGGUGAUUUUGGACAAUUGUUCUCAAGGAUUUUUGAAGUAAAAUCUUCCUUCUUUGAGAAGAAACAUUUGAGGCCUUUUAACGCUGACGAAGAGAGGAGGCCAGCACCGACUGUUUCAGGGGAGUGGACCUUAGUUUAGUGAUAUGUUUCUAUUUACCUACAUACACGGACUCAACACAACUCUCUAUCAACGGUUGUGACUUGGAGCCACUGAUUUUUGGGGAGUUGAUAUCUCGAGCAAGAGAUAAGUGAGGAGCGCAUGUGGUUUCUGGCUUUUGUAGUCUCCAACCAGGUCUGCAUAGAAUAUUGACAGGAAGUUACUGAACGCUACACGGAAUCUGAACAAGCGGCUCGAAACCUAGGCCACUUAGGGGAGGCUUUGUUUCUCAUGUCCUGCGGGAAUCAUCCUUGACGUUGCAAGUGUAAAUAAUCUGGAUGUGCAUUGUGUAAUGUAAAGUCAAAGCCCAUAUGCGUGAGAAUCAAAAGUAAACAAAACUGUUUCAUCGUGAA
Physcomitrium patens is the source of this 3733-nucleotide messenger RNA. RefSeq lists its product as uncharacterized. Gene Ontology annotation, biological process: positive regulation of GTPase activity. NCBI's taxonomy places the organism in Eukaryota, Viridiplantae, Streptophyta, Bryopsida, Funariales, Funariaceae. The record is from RefSeq and is a predicted model, not a curated record. Gene Ontology annotation, molecular function: GTPase activator activity.